Messenger RNA from Diaporthe amygdali, 1518 nucleotides. RefSeq lists its product as uncharacterized. Gene Ontology annotation, molecular function: iron ion binding; heme binding; monooxygenase activity. Bases 1 to 1518 code for a protein of 505 amino acids. The transcript is spliced from 2 exons. The record is from RefSeq and is a predicted model, not a curated record. Lineage: Eukaryota; Fungi; Ascomycota; Sordariomycetes; Diaporthales; Diaporthaceae.
AUGGCUUCAGCAUCCUCAAUCAUUUCGGAGCUUCGAAAGAAACCAGCUAGCGAGCAAGCAGCGCUUCUCAUUGCAGCCGCUGUCUUUGCUGCUUUCCUACGACUCAUUGUGAUUGUCACAUUUGGUAGUUUGCGACACCUACCAGGGCCCUUUUCCUCACGGCUGACGGGGCUGCCACUCAGCAUUGCUGCCUUCAAGGGCCGACGAGCGCAAUGGCUAUAUGAACUGCAUAAGCAGUAUGGUCCUGUGAUUCGAAUCGCACCCGGUGAGGCAUCGGUGGCAGAUCCAAAGCACUAUCGAACCAUAUACUCAAACCCAAAGACCAGUCACAAAGACCCGAGCUUUUACGGUGCUGCCAGUUUCACAGGCCUUGACAAUAUAUUCCAGAUGGUCAAUCGAGAGCAGCACGCGGCGCGCAGGAAGCUUGUGGCGGCGCCGUACUCCCUGCAGUCAAUGCACAAACUGGAGCACAUUAUACGGAAUAAAGCUCAGCUUCUAACAGAUCGCUUGCUCGCCGACGCGACUACUUCGCGGCAUGGGACGGUGGACGCGUACGAGCUUUUUGCCCUGUUCAGCUUCGAGGUGGUUUGUGCCGCGGGAUUUGCCAAAGAUUUUAGCACUCGCACCGACGCGCUGUCCGUCCUCAAGGCCAUGGAAACGAGCGGUCCCAGAUUCAUUUUCAACUCUAUUUUCCCGCCUCUGAAAGAUGCCAGUUGGAAUACCAAGGUACCAGGCCGCAUAGGGGCAGUAUACAGUGCGCAUAAUUACUGGUAUGAGUGCAGCCGUCAGAUGGUGCGAGAGUACAUGGACCGAAAAGACUCCGAGGACAUCCAAGAUUACCUCCUGGCACCUUUUAGGGACGGAGUCGACGGGUGGCUGAGACGCCAACUCAGCGAGGCGGAGUUCGUUGAGGAGGCCAUGGGCAUCAUGCUAGCUGGAAGCGGCACCACGUCAUCCACUCUGACAUAUCUGUUCUACGCCAUCUCCUUGCCUCAGCAUCAACACAUCCAGGAGCGUCUACGGCAAGAGGUCAUCGCAGAAUCUGACCCGGAUGACCUGUCUGUACUGCGUGGGGCACCGUAUCUCAAUGCCGUCAUCAAGGAGACUUUGCGCCUGUACCCGACCAUAAUCUCGACGCUGCCUCGCAUACUCGACCAGCCUGUCCACAUCGACGGCUUGCAGCUUCCUCCUGGUGUCACAGUAGGAAUGCAAAACUACGUCCACCACAGGAAUCCUCUCAUUUUCCCAGACCCGGAAGCUUUCAUACCGGAAAGAUGGCUAGGAGGCACGAAUAACGAAGACAUGGACGCUGCUUUGACUCCCUUCAGUCUAGGACGCCGGAAUUGUAUCGGUCAGAAUUUAGCAUGGUGUGAGCUGCAUGUUGUGGUUAGCAAGGUGGUGCGGACUGCUCGUCUGUCUUUCUCCGCUGAGAUGAGUGACAACGACAUGGAGAUGGAUGACCAAUUUACCGUUGCUCCGAGAGGGGGAAAACUGAUGCUUGAAGUAACUCCCUUGUGA